Messenger RNA from Lutzomyia longipalpis, 890 nucleotides. RefSeq names its product RNA-binding protein pno1. The coding region runs from base 124 to 825 and encodes 233 amino acids. Lineage: Eukaryota; Metazoa; Arthropoda; Insecta; Diptera; Psychodidae. Gene Ontology annotation, cellular component: nucleolus. The transcript is spliced from 2 exons. Gene Ontology annotation, molecular function: RNA binding. The record is from RefSeq and is a predicted model, not a curated record.
UGUUUGGGACAGUCUUUCUGGUGUUAUUUUUUGCCAUUGAAAAAUAACAUCUCGUGUUUUCUUGGAAAAAUAUCGUCGAUUUCCCUUUAUUUCCGUGAAAAUACUUCGUGAAAAGUUCCAAGAAUGGAGGUAGAAGAGGUCAACAUCAGCACGGAAGUUUCCCUGCCACGUAAACCCAAAAAGAAGAGGCAACACAGCGAUUCCAUGGAAGUUGAUCAAUCUUCCGGGAUAGCUGGGGCUCCAAAAACAGGUGUUUCAGGAAGGAAGCGCACUAAAUCCAGCUUGGAUCAGAGGAAAAUUCUCGUACCCGUGAGGAGACUUGGAGCCCUCAAGGAGAAUUGGCUAAAAAUCGUCAAUCCCCUCACGGAAAACCUGAAUCUUCAGGUGCGCUUCAACCUCAAGAGCCAUCAGGUGGAGAUGCGGCUGGGACCACAGACCACGGAUGUGGCGAAUUUGCAAAGAGGAGCAGAUUUCGUUAAAGCCUUCAUCUACGGAUUCGACGUGGACGAUGCCCUGGCUCUGCUGCGUCUCGAUGAUCUCUUCGUGGAGACAUUCGAUGUGAUGGACGUUAAGAUGCUGAAGGGGGAUCACAAGAGCAGAGCCAUUGGGCGUCUGGCAGGAAAGGGAGGACGUACAAAGUUCACGAUUGAAAAUACAACAAAAACCCGAAUUGUUCUCGCAGACAGUCGCGUUCACAUCCUGGGCAGCUAUCAGAAUAUUCAGCUGGCCAGGCGGGCAAUCUGUAACUUGAUCAUCGGCUCCCCGCCCAACAAAGUCUACGGAAACUUGAGAUCAGUAGCCGGAAGGGUUUCUGAGAGGAUAUAAUUUAUUGGAUUUUUUUGGAUUAAACUAUUUUGAUUAAAGUUUUGUGAAAAUCAAAGCUAAAAGCA